Messenger RNA from Labrus mixtus (cuckoo wrasse), 3091 nucleotides. It is a transcript of the gene pik3r5, whose product is annotated as phosphoinositide-3-kinase, regulatory subunit 5. NCBI's taxonomy places the organism in Eukaryota, Metazoa, Chordata, Actinopteri, Labriformes, Labridae. The transcript has 18 exons. The record is from RefSeq and is a predicted model, not a curated record. Gene Ontology annotation, cellular component: phosphatidylinositol 3-kinase complex, class IB. Bases 338 to 3004 code for a protein of 888 amino acids. Gene Ontology annotation, molecular function: 1-phosphatidylinositol-3-kinase regulator activity. Gene Ontology annotation, biological process: G protein-coupled receptor signaling pathway; positive regulation of MAP kinase activity.
CCAGCAGGCUCCCUCAUUGUGCUCACAUGCACCUCUGUCACACACUUCCUGUUUGCGCUGUUUGUGAGCCGCAGUGUGCUGUGUGUGAAGAGCAGAAGUCAGUGAGAGAGCUCCAGGAGAGACAGCAGUUUUAAGUGUGUGCUGCUUUUGUGUCAUUGAGCUGCUCUGCCGUGUCCAGGAUGUGGGUUUACCUGUGAAACCGUGCAGUGCGUGGUGGAUGAAUGGCAGCCGCACUGAGCUGGAGACACACUGCUUUGGACUCGCUGGAUUCACUCGACAUGAACACCGACACUGGAAUUGAUGCUGGACAUUAAACUGCAGAUCCUGAGCGCUGAAGAUGCAGCACACGUCGUGCACAGAGGACAGGAUCCAGCACGCUCUGGACCGAUGUCUGGACGGGCUGAGGCAGAGUCCCACGGCUGCUCAACACUGGAACGUGCUGAUGUGCUCGGCAGGUCAGUCCAUGAACCGCUGGAGCCUGGAGGAGAUGGUGAAGAGGGACCCUGAGAACUUCCUCAUCCUCUUAAAGCAGAUCAUCAGGAAGACCAAAGAGGCUCAGGAGCAGUGUCAGUAUGAACUGGUGGCUCCCCUUGCGAUCAUGUUCUCCUCCACCCUGCUACAGACGCCGUUCUGUCCUCCAGACACAGAGCUCCUGGAGAAGGCUGUCGCUGUGUUCCGCUGCUUCCUCACCUGGCCCGAGCCAUACAGCAGCGUGUGCAGAAACCUCCUCCACACUCUGCAGCUGGAGAUCAAGGCUCCAGGGAUUUCCUUUCUGAGGCUGGUGAGGGAAGAACAGGGCCUCAUCACCUCCAGCCAGUCGUCCAAGACCAUGACUGUGCUGCUAAUGAACCCGGGCGAGGUGCCCCCUGACUUUCUCUCAGUGGCUGAGCAGCUCAGCAGCGUCCGGCACUCGGAGAAGGAGACCUACAUCACCCUGAUCAAACGCGCCUACCAGUCCACACUGGGCACCAAGUACCCGCUCCACAGUAUCCACCAAGUCCUGCAGGACAAAAAUGUGAACGAACUGGAGGAGAUCUUCUCUGUGGUAAGUGAUCUCUUAGAGACGGCCGCUUCCAUGAGUGACCCUCAGAAGGGCCGCAGUCAUGUCAUCCAGGGACUCGAGCAACUGAGGGAGAGGAUGAGAAUCCCAGCGUCCAAUGGAAGGAAGUCUGAUGGAAUGCUGCAGACUCUACCUCUGCCGACAGCCAAGUGUUACAUGUUUCACUGGGAAAAUGAUAAUUUUGAUGUUCUCAACACCCUUUUGGAGAAUGACCCCGACGACCUGUCCUCCGACGGGCAUGCUGAGGAGGAGGAGGAAGAGGAGGUAGACAGUGACGACGACGAGGAGGGGGAUGUGAUAGGGAUCGGUUUACGAGAAGAGGACGAACAAGACAAGGAAGAGGAGUUGCAUGACGUCGAACUGCCUUUAAUCUCCACCCAUCGUGCCUCCACCUUCUCCACCAUCUCCUCUCUGUCCACCGCCUCCAAAGACUCCAUGUUCUCCACCUUGUCCAUAACCUCGGGGUCAUACGCUCCAUCGCUCUACUCUGUGACUUCUGGAGUGGAUAGUGACUUCUUUGACGAUUUCGACGAGUCUCCCGUCUCAGAAAAAUGUUCCCCAAAGUCUAAUAAUAGAGCUUCUGCUCGGCUCAGCCAGCACUUUUACCGGCUAUUCGCCAAACCCAAAGUGUCCCGGUCGCUGACCCGGGCCAAAAGUUUAGGAAACACAGAAUCAAAGGACCUUUCGUUGGUGCGAGACAGGCGCUCAAACUCCCUCCCGCAGCAGGUCAAGUUAAGAAGUCCUGAGCCCCUGCAGCAGCCUCACAGUCAGACUCUCAGACAUGUGUGUUUUCGGAGGAGGCCAAUUCUCAGCAGCGACGAGGACGUCAAGAACACCACGCUGAGGGUGGUGGUGUUCGGCGCCGAUCACGUCGUGGGGAAGGUCGCCCGGGCCUACAACAGCCUGAGGAGGAAGGAGAGUGAGUGUCCUCGCCUCAACAAGGCCUUCAAGCUUCGGUUCUACUUCGUGCCUGUGAAGAGGGACUCUGCAGCAGCAGGGCCGGGGAGUCUGAGGUCUCCUAGUCCUGUGGUCUACUCUGGAAGCCCAAGAAGAGCGAGCCUGACUAACCAGGAUCUACCACUUUCGAGCGCAGGGGACAGUACUAAUGACAUCGCCAACCUCCUCGGUAUGUUGGACCCUUGGUACGAGAGAAACACCCUCAGCCUGCUUAACUUGCCUGCCAACGUCGUCUGCCAGCAAACCUCAAAGACAGAGUCGGAGUCGUACGAUAGUUCGUAUGAGCAGCGUUUGCCCAUCCUGGCCGACUUGGUCUUGUACUAUUGCCGCAACGCCACCAGGCCGGCUCUGAUCCAGCUGUAUCAAGCUGAGUUGACGUUAGCUGGCGGAGAGAAGAGGACCGAGGUGUUCGUCCACUCACUGGAGCUGGGUCACACUGCAGGAACACGAGCCAUCAAGGCCAUGGGCGCUGCCAGUAAGCGCUUUGGCAUCGAUGGAGACCGAGAAGCCGUGCCUCUUAUGUUAGAGGUGGUGUACAACAGGGUGGUGAUCAGUGGGAGGAGCCAGUGGAAAAAAGACACCAAAGUCUGUACUUCAGUUAACUUAACCAAAGCGUGCAAGAAUCCAGAAGAACUAGACUCAAAGAUGGAGUAUCUGCUGCUGACGACGACUGAAGUCCUGAAGAGACAGAGCGGAAAAAGCAAGAAGGGCUACAAUCAGCAGCUGAGUGUGACUGAGGUGAAGGUGGAUAAGGUGCAGAUCAGCGGCGCCGGAGACACGACCUUUGCGGUUUGUUUGGACCAGGAUGAGAAGAAAAUACUGCAAAGUGUCACCAGGUGUGACAUAUCGGUGUGCUAUAAACCCGACAGCUCCAGUGACUGGAAGUUAAGAGAGUCCCUGAGGUCAGCUCAAAUCCAGCCUCUGAACCCCACCUUCUGCUCCCUCCUCUGCCUGCCCAUCGUCACUUUCAGCGGGGCUCUUCCCUGAAAAACUGCUGACCACGAGCAUACGAUACCUCAAAUCUGUGAAAAAAAAAACAGACACGGCCUCCAGAGGGCGUCGGUCAAGUUCACA